Messenger RNA from Phyllostomus discolor (pale spear-nosed bat), 888 nucleotides. RefSeq names its product fibrinogen alpha chain-like. The transcript has a single exon. Gene Ontology annotation, cellular component: fibrinogen complex. Gene Ontology annotation, biological process: positive regulation of peptide hormone secretion; blood coagulation, common pathway; blood coagulation. NCBI's taxonomy places the organism in Eukaryota, Metazoa, Chordata, Mammalia, Chiroptera, Phyllostomidae. The coding region runs from base 121 to 687 and encodes 188 amino acids. The record is from RefSeq and is a predicted model, not a curated record. Gene Ontology annotation, molecular function: extracellular matrix structural constituent.
CAUCCUUCAGGUGCCCAAAGUGGCCUUUUCAAUAUCAAGCUACCAGGAUCCAGUAAGAUUUUUUCAGUUUAUUGCGAUCAAGAGACCGGUUUGGGAGGAUGGCUUUUGAUCCAGCAAAGAAUGGAUGGAUCACUGAAUUUUAACCGGACGUGGCAAGACUACAAGAGAGGUUUCGGCAGCCUGAAUGACAAGGGAGAAGGAGAAUUCUGGCUAGGCAAUGAAUACCUCCACUUACUAACCCUGGAAGGCUCUGUCCUUCGGGUUGAAUUAGAGGACUGGUCUGGGGACUGGGCAUUUGCAGAGUAUCACUUGAGGGUAGGCUCUGAGGCAGAAGGCUACGUUCUGCAGGUCUCCUCCUAUGAGGGCACAGCGGGCGACGCUCUGAUUGAGGGUUCUAUAGAGGAAGGCACCGAGUAUACUUCUCACGCUGGCAUGCAGUUCAGCACCUUUGACAGGGAUGCAGACCAGUGGGAAGAGAACUGUGCAGAAGUCUACGGCGGAGGCUGGUGGUACAACAACUGCCAGGCGGCCAAUCUCAAUGGCAUCUAUUACCCUGGGGGCUUCUAUGACCCCAGGAACAACAGUCCUUAUGAGAUUGAGAAUGGGGUGGUCUGGCUGCCCUUCAGAGGAGCCGAUUACUCCCUCAGGGCUGUCCGCAUGAAAAUCAGGCCCCUGGUGGCCCAGUAAGCUGACAGAGUGGAAAUGAGAGAACUCCGUUUUGUUUAGUGAAGUGGAGAAAAAAUAAGGAAGAUAAAGGAGUCAAGAUUCUCUACAACCUAAAAAUUCCCGGGUGCUAUUUUAUUAUUUUUUUGUACUGUAGCUAAAUGUAACCGAGACAUAUUAGUGCUUAAAAAAAAUAAAGUUAUAUGAUUUUUUAAACCUUUAAAA